AGACUACCAGUGUCAUCUUCGCAUUGUUUUCCACUGUCUCCGUUUUCCACGAGAAACCCCCAGAAAAUUACCCCAAAAAUGCAAACAAAGUGCAACAGUGGCCAUCCAAGCUCGGCAUCUGUGAUUUGAAACUGUUCUUCCGUGUGCUGAGUGCGAGGAAAGGAGGCAAAAAAAAUGCACCGUCUCUUGAUAGCGAGAGUGGAGCAGUAAAAUGUUGGCUGACCUUCAGAACAUAAAUAAUACUUUUCACGACGAAUCCCUUUAUUCACCUAAAAUAUUUUGCGAUUCUGUAGUUAAGGCAGUGUGUCACAAUGCCUCUGUGUGCCCAUAAGAAAACACCAACGAGUGUCUUUCGCGAUAUUUGCUACCAAAGCCAGCUCGGCGACAGGAUUAAGAGGCGCCUGGCGACAUCGACAAAGGAUAGUAUAAACUUCGUCCAGAGCCUGAGUCUGUAUCGCGCUUUGAAGGUUCAUCGGGGAUGCGUGAAUACUGUGACGUGGAAUGAGAGGGGAAAUCACAUUUUGUCUGGAUCGGAUGACCAGACACUUGUUGUUACAAAUCCCUUCACUGGCGAUGUGGUGGUGAAGUGCAAGACCGGCCACCGGGCGAACAUCUUCAGCGCUAAGUUUAUGCCUCACACUGGCGAUCGGGAAGUUGUGUCGUGCUCUGGAGACGGGAAUGUGAUCUACACUGAGCUGAUGCAGUCGCCGGAAGUGUGCAAUACGGCCAAUAUCAAUGAAUUCAAUUGCCACAGCAAUAGCACGACUUAUGAGGUGGUGACCAUUGCCCAGGAGCCAAGAAGCUUCAUGAGUUGCGGCGAGGAUGGAACGGUGCGCCUGUUUGAUCUACGGAAAAUCUCAAAUUGCCACAAGAUGUGUUGCAAGGAGAACAUUGUUAUCAUGAGUCCGUCCUCCAUCACAGCAAUGGCAGUGUCACCUGUGCAUCAGAACUACAUUGCUGUAGGUAGUUCGGAUAGCCACAUCCGCAUCUAUGAUCGUCGUUUCUUGUCCUACAUAAAUUUCACGGCCGGUGGGGAACAGAUAACGCUGCCCGUGAAAGCUUUCAUGAUUCCCUCGCUGGAGAAGCGCCCGUUCAGAGUCACUUCGGUGUCUUACAGCUCUGAUGGGUGUCAAUUACUGGUCAGCUACUCAUCGGAUCAUCUCUAUUUGUUUGACAUCUCGCGCCAGGGCGUCGAGGUGGUGCCGCUGAAUGACAAGGUGAAGCGCAAGAUGCAGCGCCAAGAAAAUGCGGAUCCACCACCAGUGAGGAGGUUGAGAUUGCGCGGAGACUGGAGUGACACAGGCCCGGACGCGAGACCUGAGCGCGAAGCGAUGGAGGCUUCAGCAACGUCCUCAGGCCAAGUGCGUCCUAUUCUACAUGCCACGAUGAUGAACAGAAUGACGGAGGUGAUUUCACGUAUGCUGGCUGACCCAAGAACGAGGGCCAAUCUGAACCUCCUGAGCCACUUAGGACAGCAAGCGAAUCCCACUCUUGCCGAGGAGCAGAGACAGCAAGAAGCCGGGCCAAGUUCUGGGACUGGCACUGCUCCUCCGCCAUAUGGUAAUGGCAGCAAGAAUGCCCGGGAUCACGAUGCAGAUGCAUCAAAUUAUACCUCUGACGAGGAUGAGGAGACUGAGACCAAGUCCGAACUGUCGGCGCUGCAGGAGGACGACAUCGAACCGGAGACUAACUACGACUAUCUCCUGAUGAAGUUCACAGGCCACAGGAAUGCCCGGACGAUGAUCAAGGAGGCCUCUUUCUGGGGCGAUGAGUAUAUCAUGUCCGGCUCCGAUUGUGGGCAUGUAUUCACUUGGGAGCGUGCCACGGGAAAGCUGGUGAUGUUGAUGGAGGCUGACCAUCAUGUAGUGAACUGCGUGCAGCCACAUCCGACUCUGCCCUACUUGGCCACAUCCGGCAUUGACUAUGACGUGAAGAUUUGGGCACCGUUUCAAGGGGAUGACUUUGAAAAUGCACCACGCUUCGAUGAGGCAGAGGCACAGAGACUCAUGGAAAGAAACGCUGUGAUGCUUGAAGAGACUAAAGACACAAUUACCGUGCCAGCAGCUGUCAUGAUUAGGAUGCUGGCGUGCAUCCACUCGUUCAGGAAUAGAAAUAGAGGCAAUAUUGCUAGAAUCGAUGAUGAGGACGAGUAAAGGUAGCUCACAAUAGGAAACAAUUGAAGAAAUGUGGGAAUAAAUUAUGAAAAUCAAUAGAA
Phlebotomus argentipes is the source of this 2215-nucleotide messenger RNA. RefSeq names its product DDB1- and CUL4-associated factor 6-like. The transcript has 4 exons. The coding region runs from base 312 to 2153 and encodes 613 amino acids. Gene Ontology annotation, biological process: positive regulation of transcription by RNA polymerase II. NCBI's taxonomy places the organism in Eukaryota, Metazoa, Arthropoda, Insecta, Diptera, Psychodidae. The record is from RefSeq and is a predicted model, not a curated record. Gene Ontology annotation, cellular component: cytoplasm; Cul4-RING E3 ubiquitin ligase complex. Gene Ontology annotation, molecular function: protein binding.